Schizosaccharomyces cryophilus OY26 is the source of this 4999-nucleotide messenger RNA. RefSeq names its product myosin II heavy chain. The coding region runs from base 194 to 4813 and encodes 1539 amino acids. The record is from RefSeq and is a predicted model, not a curated record. NCBI's taxonomy places the organism in Eukaryota, Fungi, Ascomycota, Schizosaccharomycetes, Schizosaccharomycetales, Schizosaccharomycetaceae. Gene Ontology annotation, cellular component: cytoplasm; vesicle; actin cytoskeleton. Gene Ontology annotation, molecular function: actin filament binding; microfilament motor activity; ATP binding. Gene Ontology annotation, biological process: actin filament organization; vesicle transport along actin filament. The transcript has a single exon.
GUCCACACCACUUGGCUUCAACUGAUCUUUUUGUCAACUUUUUGAUACCUUUAAUUUUGGAUAGGAUACCCUUUUAAUAUAAGUUAGUGAGUAGCUCUUGUCGUUCAUUUAGCAAUUGCAUGCUGUUUGUGGUAUUCGUUCGUUUGUUUAUCCUUACUUCAACUUUAGGAAUAUAUGAUUAAGAAUUGAACUUAUGUAUAGAAACUUACAAGGAAAUCUUGGCGAAUCUUUAGCUGAUAAUAGCUUGAAUGAUAUAGACAACAAACGUUGGGUUUGGAUUUCACAUCCUGAAACAGCUUUCACAAAGGCUUGGAUAAAAGAGGAACUUCCUGAUGGCAAAUAUGUCGUUCGAUACAACAAUUCCAGGGAUCAAAAAGUCGUUAGCCAUGACGAAAUGCAGCCACUCAACCCUGCUCGGUUUGACCGAGUCAACGAUAUGGCUGAACUGACGAAUUUGAAUGAACCGUCGGUCACGUAUAAUCUUGAGCAACGAUAUCUUUCUGAUCAGAUUUACACUUAUUCUGGCCUGUUCUUGGUAGCUGUAAAUCCUUAUCGACGAUUACCUAUCUACGGUAAAGAUAUGGUUCAGUUGUACAAGGAUAAAAGUCAAGAACGAAAGCUUCCUCAUGUAUUUGCUAUUGCUGACCUUGCUUAUAACAACCUUUUGGAAAAUAAGGAAAAUCAAUCUAUUCUAGUCACCGGUGAGUCUGGUGCUGGUAAGACUGAAAACACCAAACGGAUUAUACAGUAUCUUGCUUCUGUUGCAAGCAAUCCGCAUGUGAUAUCUGGCGAACAACUAGAAGAGCAAAUUCUGAAGACGAAUCCAGUCCUUGAAUCAUUUGGUAAUGCUAAAACAGUACGUAACAACAAUUCUUCUCGAUUUGGAAAAUUCAUCAAAGUCGAAUUCUCAAUCAGUGGUGAAAUUGCUAAUGCUUCCAUUGAAUGGUAUUUGCUCGAAAAGUCCCGUGUUGUUCAUCAAAGCUCUCAAGAACGUAACUAUCACAUUUUUUACCAACUCCUGAUUGGUGCUGAUUCCAGUUUACGGAAAAAGCUCCUUCUCUCUAAUGACUUUAAUGAUUAUGAAUACUUGAAGAAUUCUUCUCGUACUAUUCCCGGCAUAAAUGAUGCCGAAGAGUUUAAAGGAUUACUAUCUUCUUUAAAAAUCCUAGGGUUUUCCGAAAAAGAAAUGUUAAAUUUAUUCAGUAUAAUUUCUAUUAUUUUGCACAUAGGUAAUAUCUCCAUCGGCGCUGAUCGUUCCGGCGUCGCUCGCCUUACAAACAUGGAUGAUGUUGAUAAACUUUGCCAUCUUCUAGGCGUAUCUCCGGAGUUAUUUUCACAAAAUCUUAUCCGUCCACGCAUUCGUGCCGGUCAUGAAUGGGUAGUGAGUGCUCGGUCCCAAGAGCAUGUAAUUUCUUCUGUGGAGGCGUUGGCUAAAGCGAUAUACGAACGGAAUUUUGGCUGGCUCGUGAAGCGUAUAAAUACUGCAAUAAGUCGAAGUACUUCGUCAAACACAUUUAUUGGAAUUUUGGAUAUUGCUGGUUUUGAAAUUUUUGAGACAAAUAGUUUCGAACAAUUAUGUAUAAAUUACACAAAUGAACGUCUGCAACAAUUUUUUAAUCAUCAUAUGUUUGUUUUGGAACAGGAAGAAUAUAUGAAAGAAGAAAUCAAAUGGGACUUUGUUGACUUUGGCCAUGAUUUACAGCCCACCAUUGAUUUGAUUGAGAAGUCCAAUCCUAUUGGCAUUCUAUCUUGCCUUGAUGAAGAAUGUGUUAUGCCAAAAGCUACAGACGCUACCUUUGUUUCCAAGUUAGAUGCUUUAUGGAAAGAUAAAUCUCCAAAGUAUAGACCGUUCAAAUUCGCUGGUUCUGGUUUUAUUUUGACACAUUACGCGGCUGAUGUUCCUUAUUCAACAGAAGGUUGGUUAGAAAAGAAUAGCGACCCAUUGAACGAAAACAUUGCCAAAUUAUUAGCUCAUUCUACGAAUAAGCAUAUAUCUGAGCUUUUUUCUGACUACCAAGAGGUUGAAACAAAAACAGUUCGUGGACGCACUCGUAAGGCUCUUUUUCGGACUGUAGCCCAAAGGCAUAAAGAGCAAUUGAAUCAAUUGAUGAAUCAAUUUAACACAACUCAACCUCAUUUCAUUAGAUGUAUUGUUCCUAAUGAAGAAAAAAAGAGCCAUUCCUUUAACAGAGCUUUGGUUUUAGACCAAUUGCGAUGCAACGGUGUUUUGGAGGGCAUCCGGAUUACUCGUGCUGGAUUCCCCAAUAGGAUGCCCUUUAAUGACUUCAGGCUUCGUUAUGAAAUGAUGGCCAACCUUCCGAAAGAUAAUUAUAUUGAAUCUCGACGUGCUUCUCUCUUGAUACUUCAACAAAUGGGCCUUUCAGAAGAUCAGUUUAGAAUCGGAGUUUCCAAAAUUUUCUUCAAGGCAGGGGUACUAGCUAGUUUGGAAGAAAGAAGAUUGCAAACACUUCAGAAGAUUGUAACUACUUUGCAAGUUCGAAUCCGUGGUUUUGUCCAAAGAAGGAAAUACCAAAAGCGCUUGAAAGAUAUAGAGUCUAUAAAACAAAUACAGGCUAACUUGCUUGUGUAUGACGAGCUGCGAAAGCAACCCUGGACAAAGCUAUAUUUUAAGUUAAGACCCAUGCUUAGUAGUACUCAUAAUGAUGAACAACUCAAACGGAGGGAUGCAGAAAUUAUAGAACUGAAAUACGAAAUUAAGAAGCUCACAAACGCUAAAGAGGGGCUUGAAACCAAGGUGAACGAGUCCACUAAAUCUUAUAUUGCUUUGGAGAAUGCACUUACCAGUGAACGAGCCAUUGCACUUGACAAGGAGGAAAUUCUUCGUCGAACUCAAGGAAGAUUAGCUUCUUUGGAAGAUUCAAAUGUGAGUUUGAAUGCCACUUACAAAGAUAUGGAAGUUCGAUUAGCGGAUAUUUUGAAUGAAAAAGAAGUGGAAAGCAAGCAUAUGGAGGAGGUGAGAGAAGCACUCGAAAGCAUGUCAUCUCAAAAUGAGAAAAGAAAAGAAGACAAUGAUAAGUUACGAAAAGAGCUAGAUACUUUUCGAAUGUAUAAUGAAGAAGUCAAAUCUGCGUUAUCCGCUGCCAAGGUUGAGAUAGCUUCAAUAACAAAACAAAAAAAUACCGUUGAUCGAGAUAUAGGAAAAUUGAGAGAAGAUGAUGAGAAGAAAAACAACGAAUUAUCUUCUUUGCUUCAAGAAAACUCUGCUUUAAAGGAUGAACUUCAUAAACUCAUAGAAUUGAGUAAAUCGUUAGAAGAAAAGCUGACGAAUGAAACGAAUAUUACGAAAAAUAUCAAUUCAUCUGUUGAAAAUAUGUCUUCUGAAUUAGGGCGUAACAAGCUUGAAAAAUCAGAAAUGGCUAAUGAUAUAUCAAUUCUUAAGCAGCAAAACCAGGAGCUUGAGGUACUGAAAGGUGUUCAACAAAUGACGAUUGAAACCCUUGAACAAAAAGUUAACUACCUUGAAGCUGAUGUUAAGCAAGUAUCUCAGCUGAAGAAAGAGCUCGGUGCUUUAACCGAAAAAGACAACAUUUAUAAAGUCCAAUCUACUAGGAAUAAAGAGCUUGAAGAAUCGGUGAAAACGCAUAUGCUUACACUUCAAAAGCUAGAAGGCAAUCUUAAAGAUGCCAACAACAAGUUAGCGAAAUUACAGGAUUUCCCAUCAAAGUAUGAAGAACUGGUUGGGCAAACAGAAGAUCUACAUAGGAAAAAUCGGCAACUUGAAAAGUAUAAGUUCGAUUAUGAGACUCAAAAUAAGGAGCUUUUGAACUUACGCAAGGUCCAAACUGAUUAUCAUGAAUUAAUGGUUCAGCAUAACGCAGUAACAAGAGACAAGGAACAGUUAGAAAAAAGCAAUUUUUCUACUAAUGAUCAAUAUCAAAAGCUACUAGAGGAGCGCAGCGAUUUAACUCAAAAAGUGGAAAGCCUAACUCGUCAGCUCGAUUCUGCAUUGCAAAAGCUUCCUAAAAUUCCUUUAUUAGAAAACGAAGUUUCCAAAUUGAAGCAAGAAUUCAAACAGACCGUUAAAGAGCUUGAAGAAGAGAAACAGAAAGCUGUUUUAGCUAGUCAAGAUAAUGAACAACUACGUUCAUUAAAGAAAGAGCUUCAAAAUAAACGGCAAUUGGAAACGAAUUAUCAGAAGCUUUUGGAGGAGGUGAAAACCACCCGAAGUUUGCGAUCAGAAGUUUCGUUACUGAGAAACAAAGCUUCUGAUGUAGAGUACUCUAAGAACAAACUGACGGAAUCAGAAUUGAAGUUAAAAGAAGUUAGAAAGGAGUUGAAUUCCGCAUUGGAGGUAAACAAAAAGAAAGAUGCAGAACUCCAUCGUCUAAAGGAACACAAGCCUGCAGAAAAGGAAAAUAAACCCCCAGCAUCUUUUAAGAGCUCACUUCCUGAGAGGAAGACAAUUUUUGACUUACAACAGCGAAAUGCAAAUCAGACCCUAUUUGAGAAUUUAAAGAGAGAUUAUGAUAGGCUCAACCUCGAGAAACAGUAUCUUGAGAAACAAAUGCAGGAGGGUAAAAAAUCUAUGGUAACACCACAAGCCACCGGCGGAUCUUUAGAGCGGGUUGCCUUUUCUCAUGCAGUUGAAGUGAAAGCACUAAAGGAUCAAAUCAACAGUGAAAAAUCUAAGAUUUUUGCUGUGCAAUACCAGUCUGAAAAACGAGAAAAAGAGUUACAAAAGUCGAUUUCCGAAUUAGAGAAGCAAAACCGUUAUUCACUAAUUGAUGUUCGGGCGCUUCGAGACAGAAUUGCUAGCCUUGAAGAAGAGUUAAUGGCGUCUUCACGAGCAUGAUUUUAGUUACCACCUUGUACACGAAACACAUUCAUUCUUUAAUUUAAGAUGGUUGAUAUUUUUCAUGUUAAUAGAAUAUUGUAUAUUGAUAGAUCAUAAAGAUGUGAUGAAUUGAAUUUUCAUUAUGAACAUAAUGUACAACAAAUGCAGGUAUCUCUAGUAAAUAGAUUCUAAGACAUACAAAAG